UGGAGGCCCGAGACAAAUACUUUCCACCUGCGCCAAGGAGAGGCGACGAUUACCUUGCAGGAUGUUGGGGUUAUACUUGGUCUCAGAGUAGAUGGUGAUGCAGUGACGGGCACCGAUGACUUCAACUAUGUCAAGGCGUGUGAAGAAUUGUUGGGUCACUGUCCUACAAUGAAGGGGGAAAGAUCAAGCUCGAAUGAUUAAGGAAUAACUUUAUGAAUGUAUCGAUCGAUGCGACUGAUGAGAUCAUUAAGAGCUAUGCCCGUGCAUAUAUUUUACAUAUGAUCGGUACUAUUCUGUUUCCGGAUUCCACUAAGGAUUCCGUGCACGUGAGAUGGUUACCGCUUCUUGGGGACCUAUCAGAGUGUGGAGAGUUAUCUUGGGGGAGUGCAGUGUUAGCCUACUUGUAUAGAGAGAUGAUGAAAACAGCACUCGUACACAAUAAAGAAUUGAAGGGCUGCCUCACUUUGCUGCAGAUAUGGUCAUGGGAGCGAUUGCAUUUGGGAACACCUGAUUUGAGGGAGGCCCGCGCUCUCGAUGGCCAUAUUCCGUUAGGCUGCAGAUGGAAUGUGUCCAAAUCUUGGCAAACCUCUCCAAAGGGGCAUGAAAACUUUUACAGAAAUGAGCUUGAUCAGAUGGAGGAUGAACAGGUCAAAUGGAUGCCCUACGAGCUAGUGUUGGAGUCACUACCGGAUAUUUGCCGAGAAGGUGAGGAUGUAUGGCGUGCUCGCGUCCCCCUUAUAUGCUUUGAGAUUGUCGAAAUGCACGUGCCUGACCGUGUGCUUCGACAAUUUGGACUACGGCAACAUAUUCCAGCGCCUGUGGAGAGAAUAGAGAGAGAUCCAAGAAAAGGUGCACAUCGUGCUAAUUGGGAAAUGAUUCGCCGAAAUUACAUCCAUAGGUGGGAAUUAAGGGAGGAACAUGUAGUGAUGGAGAGGGCUGAUGCACCUGACCUAGGUGUGUACCUACGGUGGUAUUGGGGGAUUACUCGCCGGUGGAUAUUUCAGGAAAACAAAGCCCCGAAGGAGUACAUACCAAGAGGCCCAGUCGAGAGAGAGUUGGUACAAGAGCUCGAGGAGCUUUCUACUAUGGCACAUGACGCAUUGAGCACGACUACCGAGCAGGAGCCGAGGAACAUGUUCCUUCGAAUGAUAAAAAAGAUACGGUCGGCUCUUCAGAGGACGUGUCAUGCAAGCCGUGAUGGACAGGAGGAGCGACCAAUUGAGUACGGGCGGCGACAUCGACGAGGACACACGGGGGCGGGAUCAAGCUGUGCGCAUGAUGAAGCUGGCGGCUCACAGCAGACUCAGGCCGGAUGUUCACAGGCGGUUCGAGACGACACAGAUGUCAUGCACUCCCAACUUCACACACAACCGGACGAGGAACUUAUCCGAGCUCACGUCGAAGGUGAUCGAGGAAGGGGGAGAGGAAGAAGAGGGAGAGGGAGAGGGAGAGGAAGAGCGAGGGGAAAGGGCGUUGUUGAUAUUUGUUAAGUUUCGAUGGACUUGAUAGGAUGUUUGCGUUUGAGUUGCAAUUUGGACUUGAUAUGUUGUUUGUGCUGCGAUGGAUUUGAUAUAAUGUUAAGUUUACAAAUAUGAAUUGUACGUAUUAUAUU
Asparagus officinalis (garden asparagus) is the source of this 1612-nucleotide messenger RNA. RefSeq names its product serine/threonine-protein phosphatase 7 long form homolog. The record is from RefSeq and is a predicted model, not a curated record. Gene Ontology annotation, biological process: meristem development; meristem maintenance. The transcript has 4 exons. Bases 213 to 1490 code for a protein of 425 amino acids. NCBI's taxonomy places the organism in Eukaryota, Viridiplantae, Streptophyta, Magnoliopsida, Asparagales, Asparagaceae.